Seminavis robusta is the source of this 2285-nucleotide messenger RNA. The record is from the annotation of a GenBank genome assembly. Lineage: Eukaryota; Bacillariophyta; Bacillariophyceae; Naviculales; Naviculaceae.
GUCGAGUCGAGCCCACUGUAUGUCGAGUCAUGCCCACGUGUGCAAGGGAUUGGACAAGGAUUCUUCUUUGAAACCGUUGUUUAUGAUGGAUGUCAUCAAUGCAACAGCCCAAGGGUUCUCCAUCAUUCCUCUACAACAUUGCACCGUACCAGUCUAUGGAAGUGAAGCUCAUAGUUGCUGACAAGAAGAAGGCCACAUUGAGAUAGUUUUUGCCUUCAUCUUUGAUACCAGUGCUUACCUCUGAUACCCUUCUUGUUCUACCCCGGAUAUAUCAUAGUACCAUCAUGUCUCCCGCUAUUAAUAGUAGCAGCCCCGAAAGUCCCACGGCGACAACGACCCCCACCUACUACGAGAAGGGUUCGGUGGAACUUGCGGUGGAGACUCCCGUCAUGAUGAAACGCUUGGAAAAGAGACGAACUCUGACGGGAGGAUCCAAGGAUGCCGAACGACUCUUGAUUGUGCUGGUGGGUCUACCGGCACGUGGGAAAUCCUUUAUCGCUCGCAAGCUCUUGAACUAUUUGGUCUGGCGAGGCAAUCAGUGCCGCAUCUUUAAUGUGGGCAAGUAUCGACGACAACAACAAGUCAACGACGAACAGGACGACGACAACAACUUGAACAACAAUAGCAAGCAAGAUGCCAAUUUCUUUGAUGACACCAAUGCCACGGCGGCCAAGUUGCGUCAAGAAGCUGCGGAAAUGGCCCUCAAGGAAACCUUACAGUGGCUGGAAGGAUCUGCCGGGUUACCACUGAUAUCCGAUCUUCAGGAUUGCAGCAAUGUAUCCUUUAGUUUCCGCACCAAUAGUGGAGCUUCUUCAGCAGCAGAAGAUGACAGCAGUACGUCUACUGGCAACAGCUACUACGAAAACGCCAUUCCCGGCCACAUUAGUCACAGCCAACGACGGCAGUUCCACCGAAUUGCCAUUUUUGAUGCAACCAAUUCCACCAAGGAACGACGACAGUGGAUCUUGCAGGAAUGUGCCAAGGCCGACAAGGUCUACCAAAAGCGCACGGGGGUACUUUUUCUGGAAAGUAUCUGUGAUGAUCAGGAACUUUUGCAAGAAAAUUUCAAGGUCAAGAUCUCCUCGUGUCCGGAUUUUGACGGCAUGACCGAAGAAGCUGCCUUGAUGGAUUUGCAAUCUCGCAUUGCCAAGUACGAAGCACGCUACGAGACUAUGGACGAUCAUCGUCAGAGUUUCAUCAAGAUCUUUAACCUAUCCAGUCGACUCAUGGUCAAUCACAUUUACGGCCGUCUUGCCAAGGUGGUCCUACCUGCCAUUAUGGCAUGGAACACAGGAAGUCGACCCAUCUUUCUCUGCCGUGCCGGUGAGACGGAAGCCAUGCAAACGUACAUGCAACAACAGCAACAACAAAAUGAGCAGCGGCAACAACAACUCGACAAGUUCGAGUCGUUGGUCGAUAAUCGCAUCCAUCGCAAGCGCAGUGAUCGAUUGGGGGAACGUGGCAGAUGCUUUCGGGAUGCGCUCUGUGGCUUUGUGGAACAAGAGGGCAUGGCUUUCAUGAAACGACAAAAUGAAAACGCCGCGACCAAGACACGCAUCAACAUUCCCGGCAAAAUGGACACGGGUACCAGUAUUUCGGGUCUCUACGAAGAAGAAGAUCAUCCCUUUGAGCAUCAGAGUUGUGUUAGCGAUCAAAACGACGCUGAUUUGCCCUUCCCCUGCUUGGUCAUGAGCAGUACCAUGCCACGGGCUGUCGAGACGGCGACAUGGAAACCGCACCGAUUCCCCGUCAAGGAUGUAUCCAACUUGAAUCCUUUGGACAUGGGAGAUUUCACGGGGAUGGACUUGGCAUCGAUACGACAACAACAUCCCGAAUGGUACGAGCAGCUCAAACGAGAUCCUUUCCACACAAGAUUCCCUGGAGGGGAAAGCUAUUCCGAUCUCAUUGAUAGAUGCCAUUCCAUCCUCAUUGACGUCGAACAACAACUGGGUUUGACAGUGGUGAUUAGUCAUGUCAGUAUCCUACAAGUGUUGGUGUCCUACUUUCGUUCCACGCCCAUUCAUGAAUGCAUGGACAUUGAAAUCCCCAUGCAUACCGCCAUGAAGUUUGUGCCGCUGCGAGGAGGUGGAUGGCACGAAUCCCAACAUGCGCUGUUGCCCGAUGGCGACGUCUUGGAACAAACCACAAAUACUGAAGGAGGGCCGCUAGGUGAUGAACCCAUCUGGGGCGACAGCAGGUCCUGCCUUCCACGUCGGUUAUCAUCCACCAACGACUUGAAUAGUAGUGAAUAAAUAAAUGUCAUGUGUAACAAGUGAUGCUAGUUU